UCUUUCCAGAAUUCCUAGGCAACGCACCCCCGAGGUGUAUAUCCAAGCUGAGGUGCCUGGGGGGGGGGCAUCAGGCGCUACUCGCGGGGCGCCGUCACGUGAUCCGGGGAUGAGGUGGAGUUCGGCUUUAAGGGGGCGUCUCUUCCUAUCUUCAUCAAUCUUUAGGAUUUGAGCAGGAGAAAUACCAACGGAUCUUUUCUCCCCUCUCUGCUCCCUUCCAUUACCAUUCUUCCCACUUUAAUAAACGGGCGAGAAAGAUGAAUCCAACAGAGGGUAGUAACAUCACUAAGAACGGCAAGCAGUGAAAGGCCAGCGUUCUCAUUGGAAAGGAGAAGGAAAUUUCCCUUUGGAAAGGGGCCAAGUUUCCAACUGGUGAUAUUGUUCAGUUCAAGGGAAUGAAGAAUUGAGAAUAAUUUUGAUAAAUGGAUUGCAAUAUGGAGAAUUAAGAAUAAGCUGAACAUUUGAUCUGCUUUGAAGAAACAUAUUUUCCAUUUGUCUAGAGUAAUCUAUAACAACCCAACCAAUCAAAAUGAAUUCAACAUUAUUUUCCCAAGUUGAAAAUCAUUCAAUCUUCUGUAAUUUUUCAGAGAAUUCCCAGUUUUUGGCUUUUGAAAGUGAUGAUUGUCAUCUGCCCUUGGCCAUGAUAUUUACAUUAGCUCUUGCUUAUGGAGCUGUAAUAAUUCUUGGGGUGUCUGGAAACCUGGCCUUGAUUAUAAUCAUCUUGAAACAAAAGGAGAUGAGAAAUGUUACCAAUAUCCUGAUCGUGAACCUUUCCUUCUCAGACUUGCUAGUUGCCAUCAUGUGUCUCCCAUUCACAUUUGUCUACACAUUAAUGGACCACUGGGUUUUUGGUGAGGCAAUGUGCAAAUUGAAUCCUUUUGUGCAAUGUGUUUCAAUCACCGUGUCCAUUUUCUCUCUGGUUCUCAUUGCUGUGGAGCGCCAUCAGCUGAUUAUCAACCCACGAGGGUGGAGACCAAAUAACAGACAUGCUUACGUAGGUAUUGGUGUCAUUUGGGUUCUUGCUGUGGUUUCUUCUCUACCUUUCCUCAUCUAUCAAGUAUUGACUGAUGAGCCGUUCCAGAAUGUAACACUUGACGCGUUCAAGGACAAAUACGUGUGUUUUGAUAAAUUUCCAUCGGACUCCCAUAGGUUGUCAUACACAACUCUCCUCUUGAUGCUGCAGUAUUUUGGCCCACUCUGUUUUAUAUUUAUUUGCUACUUCAAGAUAUAUAUACGCUUAAAAAGGAGAAACAACAUGAUGGACAAGAUGAGAGACAAUAAAUACAGGUCCAGUGAAACCAAAAGGAUCAACAUCAUGCUGUUGUCCAUCGUGGUAGCGUUUGCGGUCUGCUGGCUGCCCCUGACCAUCUUUAACACUGUGUUUGAUUGGAAUCACCAGAUCAUUGCGACGUGCAACCACAAUCUACUAUUCCUGCUGUGCCAUCUGACGGCAAUGAUAUCCACUUGUGUCAACCCCAUAUUCUAUGGAUUCCUGAACAAAAAUUUCCAGAGAGACUUGCAGUUCUUCUUUAACUUUUGUGAUUUCCGGUCUCGGGAUGAUGACUACGAGACGAUAGCCAUGUCUACCAUGCACACAGAUGUUUCUAAGACUUCUUUGAAACAAGCAAGCCCAGUCGCAUUUAAGAAAAUCAACAAUGAUGAUAAUGAAAAAAUCUGAAACUCCUGUAGCUUAUUGUCCCAGAUGACAUCUGUCUAAAAACAAGCACAACUUGCAACAUCCUUUCAGUACCUGUUCCCCUAGGGAAUGAGGUUGUAAUCAUGUAAGAAAGACCAAGAUUUGCUGUCUUGCUUUUUACUGCUUUUAUUAUAGCUGUCAUAAUUACACUGGGACAAAAUGUGUGGGCUUUGGAAUCUUCUGGCAAUAGUUUUGACCAGACAUCCUUGAAGUGCUUUUUGUGAACUUCUGCAUAUAAUACAAAGAUUUUAUAUUUAAUUUGUUGGAAUGAAGUUUCUUUAAAGUAUUACUAUUGACUGACUUUAGAAGCACUACAUCUGAAACUCAUUAGGUCAGGCCAUCCUGAGUUGAUUAGAUUAGAUGGUCAUUAGGUUGGGCAAUCCUGAUGUAAUGAUAGACAUAUUUCAGUCUGUUACAGAGGUGACAGCAUGCAAAAGCAGCGUUCAAGAAGUGGAGCUAAGCCUAUGUCUUGCAGACCUAACAGUCUGAAGUCACUGAGGAGUGGUUUGCAUCUUUUUUAAAUUUAAGACAGGAUUUAAUUUGCUCCUGAUUAUCACUUGAGAUAAAAAUGCAUAAAAAAUACUUCUCAGCUGUGAAUAUCAUGGGGAAUUGGGCCACCCACAAGAAUUAAGUGGGAAAGCAGUUCUCUAACUUCAAAAUUAUUUUGGUACCUGACAACCAAAGGAUUUCAGAGUAAUUCAUUUAAUAAGCAAAUUAAUAUUGUAGCAAAUGGUUGAAUUACAUUCAUCUGAAUUGUUGGUCAAGAUGUUUUCUAUUCUUCACAGACUGUUCAGUGUUUGUCAGGCUUUCUAGCAUAAAUCUAUAUGUGACUCAAAAGGCAUUUCCAGCUUACAAUAUAUAAAAACACAAAGUGUAUUUUCCAUACAUCAGUGCCUACAUAUUAACUCAUUUUUAACUUUUUCAAUGUCCAUUCUUCAAAGAAGGACACCAAAGUAUACUGUUAAAAGAAUGUUCACCCUGGCUAGCAGGGCUACAUACCUGAAAACUGAGAACACUUCAUAUAGCCCAUAUUAACUUGUAUAAACUGUGUGCCUUGUGGAGUCAUAAAUAAUGUACUUUAUAGAGUACUAAGUCAUUGUGUCAUGUUAAUAUACUUAAUUUUAUGUAUUCUGUAAUUGUGAUUGAGCCUCAGAAUCAUUUGGAGGAAAGAUAUUUUAAAGAACAAGAUAUAACUUCAGUGUACUAUAAAAGUAUUAAAUGUGUUUGAUUUCAGAGGGACAUUUUCUUUAUUAAAAUCGUUUUUGCUUU
Messenger RNA from Ailuropoda melanoleuca (giant panda), 2965 nucleotides. It is a transcript of the gene NPY1R, whose product is annotated as neuropeptide Y receptor Y1. Gene Ontology annotation, cellular component: neuron projection; plasma membrane. Gene Ontology annotation, biological process: G protein-coupled receptor signaling pathway. The transcript is spliced from 4 exons. Gene Ontology annotation, molecular function: neuropeptide Y receptor activity; neuropeptide binding. The record is from RefSeq and is a predicted model, not a curated record. NCBI's taxonomy places the organism in Eukaryota, Metazoa, Chordata, Mammalia, Carnivora, Ursidae. Bases 530 to 1678 code for a protein of 382 amino acids.